AUGCACUGCGCCCUAUGCUCGGCGCCCUAUGCACUGCGCCCCAUGCUCUGCGCCCUAUGCUCUGCGCCCAAUGCUCUGCGCCCUUUGCUCUUCGCCCCAUGCUCUGCGCCCUAUGCUCUGCGACCCAUGCUCUGCGCCCUAUGCUCUGCGCCCCAUGCUCUGCGCCCUAUGCUCUGCGCCCCAUGCUCUGCGCCCUAUGCUCUGUUCCCCAUGCUCUACGCCCUAUGCUCUACGCCCCAUGCUCUGCGCCCUAUGCUCUACGCCCAUGGCCCACCCUUUCUCCCCCUCAUCCCUGCUUCACCGCAUUUCCCUCCCUGCUUCACCUCAUUUCCCUCACUGCUUCACCUCAUUUCCCUCCCUGCUUCACCUCAUUUCCCUCACUGCUUCACCUCAUUUCCCUCCCUGCUUCACCUCAUUUCCCUCACUGCUUCACCUCACCUCCCUCACUGCUUCACAUCAUUUCCCUCACUGAUUCACCUCAUUUCCCUCACUGCUUCACCUCAUUUCCCUCCCUGCUUCACCUCAUUUCCCUCCCUGCUUCACCUCAUUUCCCUCGCUGCUUCACCUCAUUUCCCUCCCUGCUUCACCUCAUUUCCCUCACUGCUUCACCUCACCUCCCUCACUGCUUCACAUCCUUCCCCUCAUUUCCCUCCCCCCACCCCCCCCGCUUCCCCUCAUUUUCCCCACUGCUGGCCCCUCAUUUCCCUCCCUUGCUUUCCCUGGUUUCCCCCCCUGCUUCCCCUCGUUUCCCCCCUUGCUUUCCCUUGUUUCCCCCCCUGCUUCCCCUCGUUUCCCCCCUUGCUGUCCCUCGUUUCCCCCCCUGCUUCCCCUCGUUUCCCCCUCUUAUUCACCUCGUUUCAUCUUCCUAUCUCACACUUUCCCUCUCCCCCUCUUCCUAUCUCCCCUCUUCCCUAUCCUCCCUUUUUUUACGGUACUUAUGUCUUUCCCUCAGCCCUGCUUUCCUCUCCCCCCUCUUCCCUAUCUCCCCUGUUUGACUUUAGUCUUGUCCCCCCUCCCCAUCCCUCGUAUUCCCUCCCUCUCCCUGGGUAG
Closterium sp. NIES-65 is the source of this 1050-nucleotide messenger RNA. NCBI's taxonomy places the organism in Eukaryota, Viridiplantae, Streptophyta, Zygnematophyceae, Desmidiales, Closteriaceae. The record is from the annotation of a GenBank genome assembly.